AUGUCGUCAGUUUCCUCCAGUGAGCCUUCAGAGAAACUGCUGUCACAGGUGGUGCUGGGCAUCUCCCUGUCCUCCCUCAUCCUUCUGACCAUCAGUGGCAAUGUGCUGGUGUGCCUGGCUGUCUGUGCCUCGCGGCGCCUCCGCUGCCUCACCAACUGCUUUAUAGUGUCGCUGGCCAUCACAGACCUGCUGCUCGGCCUCUUGGUCCUGCCUUUCUCUGCCCUCAGCCUGCUCUCUGACGAGUGGCUGCUGGGCCCGGACUUCUGCAACCUCUACAUCUGCAUGGACGUCAUGCUGUGCACUGCUUCCAUCCUUAACCUGCUGGCCAUCAGCGUGGACCGCUACCUGGCUGUGACCAUGCCCCUUAGAUACGCCUCUGUCGUUUUGCCAUGGCGAGUUGCUAUGGUGAUGGCAUGUGUGUGGACAGUCUCCAUUGCAGUGUCCUUUUUGCCCAUCCAAAUGGGCUGGAACACCCCAGACGGGAAAGUGCAGAACCAUAGGCCUGAAGAUUCAGACAAGGAGUGUAAAUUUGAGCUUAACAGACCCUAUGUGCUCAUCGACUCUCUUUUCACCUUCUACCUCCCUCUGGUGGCCAUGUGCUGGACUUACCUCCGGAUACUGCGCAUCGCACGGGCACAGGCUAAGCGCAUAAUCAGUGCCCGUCCUGCAUGCACCACCACCAGCUACACCCGCAGAAACAACUCUCCCACCAGAACUACUGUAGUCUCCAGUGUUACAGCAGUGGCUCUGAGGGAACACAAAGCCACAGUGACACUGGCAGCAGUGAUAGGGGCCUUUGUGGUGUGCUGGCUGCCCUAUUUCAUCAUGUUCACAGUGAUGGGGCUGCGAGAGCAGUUAGAGCAGGGAACACUAUAUUCUGUUGUGCUGUGGCUGGGUUACGCCAACUCAGCCCUCAACCCCGUUCUCUACGCUGCCCUCAACAGGGACUUCAGGUCAGCUUAUGCUCGCCUACUAAAAUGUCGAUGCCCUAGUUACAAUGGGUGGAGGACCCGACAGCCAUCUCCCACAGUAACAGCAGCCGGACAGGAGCUUACAGAGGUAACGUUGCUGUGUGGCCAUACCCCUACCACCUGCAGGGCAGGCCAGGCAGACAAAGACUUAAUGUUACAGGAAGUGAGCAGCAGCUCAACAACAGCCACCGUCCAACUUGCAAAUGGUACUGCUACCACAGAUCUCAAUGGCAGUGAAAGGUUCUGCUGA
Myripristis murdjan (pinecone soldierfish) is the source of this 1221-nucleotide messenger RNA. RefSeq names its product histamine receptor H2a (gene hrh2a). The record is from RefSeq and is a predicted model, not a curated record. NCBI's taxonomy places the organism in Eukaryota, Metazoa, Chordata, Actinopteri, Holocentriformes, Holocentridae. The transcript is spliced from 3 exons. Gene Ontology annotation, biological process: adenylate cyclase-activating adrenergic receptor signaling pathway; positive regulation of MAPK cascade. Gene Ontology annotation, cellular component: plasma membrane. The coding region runs from base 1 to 1221 and encodes 406 amino acids. Gene Ontology annotation, molecular function: G protein-coupled receptor activity.